Lycium ferocissimum is the source of this 2099-nucleotide messenger RNA. RefSeq lists its product as uncharacterized. Gene Ontology annotation, cellular component: preribosome, small subunit precursor; cytosol; nucleus. The coding region runs from base 41 to 1564 and encodes 507 amino acids. Gene Ontology annotation, biological process: ribosomal small subunit export from nucleus; ribosomal small subunit biogenesis. NCBI's taxonomy places the organism in Eukaryota, Viridiplantae, Streptophyta, Magnoliopsida, Solanales, Solanaceae. The transcript has 5 exons. The record is from RefSeq and is a predicted model, not a curated record.
UGUUGUGUGCUAGAGAUUGCUUUUUUCGUUAUCAAAAAAAAUGGGGAAAAAGAAGUUCAUUGACAAGAAGAAAGCAGCUACAUACCAAUUAUUCGCCCGUGAUUCUUCGGAUCCGGUUUACGAAUCCGGGUCAACCGGAACCGACAGGGUAUUCGUCAGAGUUGACAACAAUACCAACUACUCAAUCGCCGGCUUUGAUGAACCCGACCCGGAUGAUGACCCGAAUUCGAUAUUCGCGGAUGCUCUGGAAGAGGGUUGGGCCGGGUUUGAUUCGGGUAAUGGAAAUCAAAUACCAGAUGAUGUUAGAAAGGAGAUAUUGGAAUUAGGGUUUCCAGAUGAUGGGUAUAAUUAUUUAGAGCAUUUAAGGGAGAUUAAGAAUACUGGUGGUGGUUCUGCUUAUUAUGAGAAUCCUAAAGCUAAGCUUAAUGAACUUCCUCAUGAUGUUAAGGCAUAUGAUGCUUCAAAAGUGGAGGUUGCGAAAGUGAAUGAUGAUUCCAAUGAGAAGUAUGUAUACAAUGUGGCAGCCAAGACGGUAGGGGUAAGAGUUCAGAAGGCAGUGGAUCCUGAAGUAGCUGCUUUGCUAGAUGACAGUGAUUUGUCACAUUUUGGGUCUGAUGUGGAGGAUUUAGAGUUAGAAGAAGAUUUUGUGAUUAAGGCAAACCUGCACGAUGGGGCAGUUAAUGUGGAACUUGACAAGAAUGUAAGCUUGCCAGAGAAAAUGGACUCGGACAAAGUGGAAACCUAUGAUACGGCUGGGAAUGUACAGAGAAAUGAGGCUAAAUUUGCAACUUUUGAAGAGCAACCACGAGCACGCCGCCCUCUGGAUGAACAGUUUGAUCUGCUUGAACUUGAAGAGUAUGGCUCUGAAACCGAAGAUGAAUAUGAUGUUGAUAUGAUGGAGGAAAAUGAGUGUCCCGAAUCCCUUGCUGAAAAGCUUAAUCAUGCAUUUAAGGAGCGUGCCGUUGAUGGCUUGGGACUUGUUAAUAAUGGACCAGAUAAUGGGGAAUUGCUUGAACCUGAAGCUGAUGUCAUAAACCGGUGCAAAGAAUAUGCUGAGAAGUAUGAAAAUGAAAUUCCAGGGGAAGAGGUGGCUCUUUUUGAGGAAAGCAGCAGUGACUCAGAAGUAUGGGAUUGUGAAACUAUAGUGUCAACGUAUUCAAAUCUUGAUAACCACCCUGGAAAAAUUGUAGCUCCUGAAGGCAGGAGAAAAAAGCUGCUCCCUGCUAUUUCUGAAGCUUCGCCUAUAAUAUCCCUAAAGGGAAAAGAGAAGCUUCCUGUCGACUAUUUGCCUAGCAAGGGAAAGCAUGCUUUGAAAAAGGAGGAUAAGAAAAUGCAAGGUUCAGAAAAGGAGGAAAAGGAGAACUCAAACACAGAGCAACUCAAAAGAAAGCAACAUGGUCAAGAGUCAAAGGAGGAAAAGAAAGAAAGAAAGGCUGCUGUGAAGGAAGAACGGCGUGAGGCACGUCGUAUGAAAAAAGAGACAAAGGUGCUAUAUAAGUGUGAAGCACAUCGUGCUCAGAAGGUUGCUGCUUUUACUGGACCAUCUGCCAUACAUCUCAUGUGACAUCGUUUUGGUUAUGUGUACUUUAUAGUCGAGCAAUUGUCGAUCCUCUUUUGUGCGCCCGAAGUGGGAGCUCUUGAUUGGCACGUCCUCUUCAAUUAAAAAGACGAUGUUCGAAAGCUUUUCUCCUCUUAGAUGGUAUAUAAUACAUGAUAGUUCCUCAAGACAGUUCGCAGCUACGUAAACGGAUGUGCGUGGUCAAGCAGAGUUGCAGCUUGAUGCAUUUUUGUUUAAUUAAUUGGUGGAAUGCAGAGUGUUGACAUGCUAUAUAAGCUUGCUUACAGUUUAUGAUGUUAUUGGGGUUUUAACGUUCUCAUUAGCUUUUUUAACAGUUCGCAAAAUGUCCUGCAUUUAAUUUUGAAUGAGUUUCAUUCCUCUAAAGUUUAUCAUUGUGGAUUGGAAUUGGAUCCUUGGAAUUCCUCUGUUCUUCUAGUGCUCAGCUAUAUUUGCAAUAUGUUUAUUCAUUAUAAAAAUUUGAAGUAUCUGCUCACAAGUAAAACCUGUAUAUGGGAUCAUUUCAUUUGUGGCUUUUGUUGAA